UGCGGAUACGAAAUAGUCUGGUACUAGCUAGUUGCGCAUUCAACCACAAAAUGGUACAUGUAUCGCUGAAAAACGAUUGCCAGCUUUGACCCCUAUAACACAAUACGCCCACGAAUACCUGUAGUCACGCACAGCAGCCUACAUGGAAUAAUGCGUGUAUUCAUCUAGGGUUCUUUAUGCAGAUAGUAUUUUGCAAUAGACGUGAACUUUGUGGCGUCGGUUUAUUCAGGACUACGUGUUCUAAACCUGACAAGAAAGAUAACAACGCCCAAAAGAAAAGUCUUUUCCUCACCGAAUCACGAUGGCAGAAGCAGAGGCAUCAGAGCCGGUGACAUCAGAACCCCCAACUGAGGGAGAAGCCAAGACUGAGGAACCCACCGUGACAGAUCCUCUCUCGUCAUCGGAGCCCGAGGCGGCAUCAGACCCACAACCAGGUCCUACUGGUACUGAAAACACCACAGCGGCAUCAGACCCACAACCAGGCCCUACUACUACUAGUACCGAGGACACCGCGGCGGCAUCGGAACCGCUACCAGGUCCCACCGGUGAUGAACACACUGCGGCGGCAUCAGAUACACCACCGGUGCCCACCGCAGAGAACGCCGCGGCGGGAAAUGCAGACUCCCCCGCGGAUCUGGCCGGCACCUGGCACCUGGCGAGAAACGAGCACUUCGAUGAGUUCCUGAAGGCCUCCGGCAUCGGCUUCAUGAAACGCAAGGUGAUCACCGCCCUCCAUCCAACCAUCGAAAUCAAGCAAGAGGGAGAGGUGUUCACGUUCACGUCCAAGACGCCGAUGGGUAACCGGGUGACCAGCUUCACGGUGGGAGUCGAAUACCCCGAGACCAAUCCGUUGUGGGGGGACAAGGAGCACCGAGUGAUGCCUGAGUGGCAGGGGGCUAAGCUGGUCCAGAAGGUGGUUCACGGUCCAGAUGAUAAGUUAGAUAGGAGCUUCGAAAGAGAGAUAGUUGACGGGGAGUUGGUUAUCACCAUGCGACGUGGGGAUAAGUCUUGUAAGCGGAUCUUCAAGAAGAAAGAUGUAUAGACUCCUGCCUGGUCUCAAGACACUGGACAUUGCCAGAGCUUUACAGUAUAGAGUCAAGUCUAUAAGACGACUUGGCCUGAGUGAAAUCUUACAACAAAUUCCUGGCCUCCAAGUUAAUAAUGUCCUGUCGCAGAAAACCAGCAAGAUACUUGCAACGUAUACCUUCUGCUGUUGACAUUCCUUGACAGUGACUGAUUACUCUCGGCAGCCAUAAAUUACAUGGUUUGUAAACCAUUUUUAAAAUUACAUAUUAAUCUUUGUUCGGCCGAAUAAUUAUUUUCAUGAAAUUCAUAACCUAUCGUUCCUAAAACGCUGGGAAAUCAUUGUUGUGCGGCUCAAUUUGAUAUAACUUUUUUUAUUAUCAAGUAUACAGUGGAUUUUCAUCGGUAAAGUGGAAUUUUCGUCAAAUAGACUUCAGAGAAUCAGAAGGCACAGGUGAAUCAAAUUUAUUAGAUAUACAUUUGCUUAUAAAUUUGCUUUAAGUUUAAAACCAAUUUUCGAAAGUCAUAAAUUUAUUCAGUAAGUCGACUGAGAUUAAAAAAGGUUAAGCUUUCUUGUUUAGAUGAUGUCAGCAAU
Patiria miniata (bat star) is the source of this 1618-nucleotide messenger RNA. RefSeq names its product sodium/calcium exchanger regulatory protein 1-like. Gene Ontology annotation, molecular function: fatty acid binding. The transcript has a single exon. Gene Ontology annotation, biological process: fatty acid transport. NCBI's taxonomy places the organism in Eukaryota, Metazoa, Echinodermata, Asteroidea, Valvatida, Asterinidae. The record is from RefSeq and is a predicted model, not a curated record. The coding region runs from base 302 to 1042 and encodes 246 amino acids. Gene Ontology annotation, cellular component: cytosol; nucleus.